AUGGAUUUAACCGACUCAACCAUUAGAAAACUUCCAGCUAUUGUGAUAGAUAACGAUGGAGUUAUAGUCAAGGGCAGAACUAUCAUAGGUAGAGCCUCUCAUGUUGUGAGGACUCUGCUUGAGCCUUACUCACCCUAGAAUCUUCAUAUCCCAAUGAUGAUUCUGACUAAUGGAGGAGGGAUCCCUGAGCAGGAGAAGGCAGAAGAUUUGAACAGAAGACUUGACUUCUAAUAGAAUCCUGAGAAUCAACCCAAACUCACAGGAGAGCACAUGUUCCUUUGCCAUACUCCACUCUCAGACCCGGCAAUAAUUGAAGAAUACAAGGAUAAAUAUGUGCUAGUAUCAGGCUUUUUUGACGAACUUAGAGUAGCACAGCUCUACGGGUAUAAAUACGCAGUUCACGUUGAGGAACUUGCUUCAAUCUUCCCUGACCAAGCUCCUAAUGAUCUCUUAUUAGUUUCAUAGGAAAAAUAAGAAAAGCAUAAGGAGAAUGUUGAAAAGAGGUUUUAGAAGCCAAUCGAGGAUAUAAUGGAGGAACUAAACUUUGCAGCCAUAUUUAUUGUGUUUGGAAAUGUCUUCUCAUCAAUGACUCUCUAAGUAUUUAGCGACAUUAUUGGAAGUUAGAAUGGUCAUCCUAAAGGUAAAAGAAUAACAAGCAAAGAUGAGUAGCAUGUGAAGGUAUAUUCCUGUAAUAGAGAUUUUAUUUGGCCUAACACUUGGCCUACACCACGUUACGGACCAAAAAUAUUCUUACUCGCUUUGAGGAGUAUCUACUAAGAGUAUUAUGGAUUUGAUUUCAAAGUUAUUUAAUAUGGAAAGCCUGAGAAACUUACUUUUGAAUUCACAGAGACUUUAUUGAAGCAUAAAGCAGCUAGACAAGGAAUAGAUAUCAGCAAUUACUACAUGAUAGGAGAUACUCCAGAGUCUGAUAUAUAGGGGGCAAACAAUCAAGGCUGGGUCUCAAUUUUAGUGAGGACUGGAAUACACUAAGGCCCCGGAAAUUCGAAAGAACAUCCAGCUACUCAUGUUGUUGAGGAUCUUGAAGAGGCAAUAAAUUUGAUCUUUAAAUUGGAAAAUAUCAGCAAGCAAAUUUGA
Molecule: messenger RNA, 1095 nt
Organism: Stylonychia lemnae
Lineage: Eukaryota; Ciliophora; Spirotrichea; Sporadotrichida; Oxytrichidae
Source: the annotation of a GenBank genome assembly